Messenger RNA from Mercurialis annua (annual mercury), 1215 nucleotides. RefSeq names its product ribonucleoside-diphosphate reductase small chain. Gene Ontology annotation, biological process: deoxyribonucleotide biosynthetic process. The record is from RefSeq and is a predicted model, not a curated record. The transcript has a single exon. Gene Ontology annotation, molecular function: oxidoreductase activity. NCBI's taxonomy places the organism in Eukaryota, Viridiplantae, Streptophyta, Magnoliopsida, Malpighiales, Euphorbiaceae. The coding region runs from base 162 to 1151 and encodes 329 amino acids.
UUCAAAUUUCCCCCGCUCUUUUUAAAAAUUUCAAAUUCCCCUCUUUAAUUUCUCAUCUCUAUAUAAACACACCCAAACACAACCUUAUCUCUAACAAAAGAUAACAAUACAAUAGUUUCAACCCUAAUCCCCAAAUUACCCUUCACCGGAGAAAUUCCAAAAUGCCUGCAAUCCCUGAAGAGCCGCUUCUAGCACCAAAUCCCGACAGAUUCUGUAUGUUUCCGAUUCAGUAUCCGCAGAUCUGGGAGAUGUACAAGAAAGCCGAAGCCUCCUUCUGGACGGCGGAGGAAGUCGAUCUCUCUCAAGACCAACGUCACUGGGAUAACCUGACCUCCGACGAGAAGCACUUCAUCUCCCACGUCCUCGCCUUCUUCGCCGCCUCCGACGGCAUCGUUCUCGAAAACCUCGCCGGACGGUUCAUGAAAGAAGUGCAAGUUUCAGAGGCGCGUGCUUUCUACGGAUUCCAAAUCGCAAUUGAGAAUAUCCACUCUGAAAUGUACUCGCUUUUGCUUGAGACUUAUAUUAAAGACUCCGCUGAAAAAAACCGUUUGUUUCACGCGAUGGAGACCAUCCCGUGUGUCGCGAAAAAAGCCGACUGGGCUUUGAAAUGGAUCGACGGUUCAGAUUCAUUCGCCGAGAGAAUCAUCGGUUUCGCCUGUGUAGAAGGGAUAUUCUUCUCCGGAAGUUUCUGCGCGAUAUUUUGGUUAAAGAAACGCGGGUUAAUGCCGGGUUUGACUUUCUCAAACGAGUUAAUCUCGCGAGAUGAGGGUCUGCACUGCGAUUUCGCGUGUUUGAUAUACAGUCUGUUGAGGCACAAGUUAAGCGAGGAGCGCGUGAAGAGUAUAGUGAGAGACGCAGUGGACAUAGAGAGGGAGUUUGUAUGUGACGCGCUGCCUUGCGCGUUGGUAGGGAUGAACGGGGCGUUGAUGAGUCAGUACAUUGAAUUUGUUGCUGAUAGAUUGUUGGUUGCGCUCGGGUACGGGAAGGUGUACGGUGUUUCGAAUCCGUUUGAUUGGAUGGAGCUGAUUAGUUUACAAGGGAAAACUAAUUUUUUUGAGAAGAGGGUGGGAGAGUAUCAGAAAGCUUCUGUUAUGUCUAACAUUAACGGUAACGGUGGAACCCAUGUGUUUAAAAUGGAUGAAGAUUUUUAGUUAUUUAUUUCUGUUGCCUUGUACUAUUAUUAAAUUCAAGAAAAAAAAAGUAUUAGUAUUCGAA